AACGACAACACAGAAUUUCUGCCGAAAUGAGUAUAAUGUUACGGGAUUUUGCAGUAGACAAUCUUGUCCUUUGGCAAGUAGUAAAUAUGCAACAGUUCGUGAAAUCGAUGGUGUUCUUUACUUGUACACAAAAAUUCCUGAGAGGGCACAAAUGCCAUCACGACUAUGGCAACGAGUUAAAUUAUCAAAAAAUUAUGCCAAGGCAUUGGAGCAGAUAGAUAAAGAAUUGCUUUAUUGGCCAGAUUUUUUGAUUCACAAGUGCAAACAACGCGUAACCAAAAUUACGCAAUAUUUAAUAAGGAUGAGGAAAUUAAAGUUGAAAGAUAGACCAAAGCUCGUUGGGAUCAAAAAGAAAAUAGAAAGGCGAGAGACCACCAAAGAAAGGAAAGCUGAAGCAGCGGCACGUUUAGAGAAGGCAAUUGAAAAGGAAUUGAUAAGUC
This is a messenger RNA of Acaulospora morrowiae, 440 nucleotides long. The record is from the annotation of a GenBank genome assembly. Lineage: Eukaryota; Fungi; Glomeromycota; Glomeromycetes; Diversisporales; Acaulosporaceae.